Harmonia axyridis is the source of this 759-nucleotide messenger RNA. RefSeq lists its product as uncharacterized. The coding region runs from base 1 to 759 and encodes 252 amino acids. NCBI's taxonomy places the organism in Eukaryota, Metazoa, Arthropoda, Insecta, Coleoptera, Coccinellidae. The transcript is spliced from 2 exons. The record is from RefSeq and is a predicted model, not a curated record.
AUGGGUACUCCAUUGGAUGAGGAAACAACACUCUACACGCUUUCGUUUGCGGACGAUCAAAUUGUGAUAGCCCAGGAUGUAGAUGACCUGAACUACAUAACGCACAAAUUGGUAGAGGAGUAUGCCAAAUGGGGGCUGGAGGUGAACAUACAAAAGACACAAUACUUGUGCAUUGGUGGUGUGCAAGGCCUACAAAUACCUGGGAUUAAGAAUAUCGGAGGAUGGAGUUCUCAAAGAAUCGAUACGAGAAAGGAAGGAGGCAGGAGGGCGAUAUCGAUGCUCAAUGGUGUUUUAUGGGAUAAAAAUAUAUCCAAAGAAAAUAAAAAAAGGAUUUACAACACAAUUGUUAAGAGCAUUGUAACGUACAGCUCGGAAGUAUGGCCAAUAAAGGCUAAAACUGAAAAAAUGCUCAUGGUUACCGAGAUGGACUUCUGGAGAAGAUCGGCGGGCAGAUCAAUAAUAGAGAGAAUUCGUAAUGAAAGAAUAAGAGAGAUAAUGGGUGUCAAAAGUAACAUCGUGAAUGACAUCCGAACUAAACAGCUCAUAUGGUUCGGCCAUGUACAGAGGAUGCCAGACAAUAGAAUUCCGAAGAAAAUCUUUAAAUGGACCCCACAAGGACGUAGAAGAAGAGGAAGACCUAGAAAAAGUUGGAGGGAAGGUGUCGACAAAGAAAUGAGAGACACCGGCCUAGACGAAGAACUAUGGAGAGACCGGGCCGAAUGGCGAUUAGAAAUCGGAAGACGCCGGAGAACGUUUUGA